AUGCCAGCAAACGAGUGGCGGACCUCUGGAUGGGACUUCCCUACUAAGGAGAUGCUGGACGAUCUGACGCGCGGAGUGAAGCCCGAUCUUAGAAUAGACGGUCUUCGAUUACGUCUACUGAGCUCGAAGGCUAUGUCGAAUCGAACAGACAGGCAAUCUGGGCAAAAUAUACCACUCGAUUUCCUGCCAGACCCGGGUGAUGGGCUGCUCUUACCGUGUGAGGUUCAUGUGACGGUGCUUGACACGCGCACGACGACUAAGGGACGCGUGAUCCAUGUUGAGCAGCAUGAGGCGACCAUUGUGAGACGAGUCGGCAGUGACGGCGAUCAGACCCUUGACGUCCGGCUGGCGAAGGCUUUCCAUAUAAAGCUCGGCAAUAUCUUCCAGGCUGAAGCAUGCGGUACCAACGGACAACGGCGAUGGAAGCGAACAGUCAUCAACAGCUACUCACUGGAGAUCAGUCUACACUUUGCUGAAUCCGCUCACUCGGCUCAAUUUUUGAGCGUGGUCGAGUCAUGCCACGCAGAUCACUUCAAUGGGAGACCUGCAAAUGAAGGCAUUGUGAGAGCUACGUGGGACAAGUUGCCAAACUGUCCGUCAAGUGGUCGACUUUUGCCACUCAAGCGCGCGUUUGGACAUAAGAGUCUGGAUCUCAAGUACGGGCUCGAAGUAUCAAUGGGCUGGAACAAGCGGAGGGAGUCAGAGCUGGUUCGGCACAACAGAAUGAUGAAUUCGCCCAGCCAGCAAUUACCCACACCAAGCUCGUCGGAUGAUCUUGAAGUUGGCGCGGGGAGGACGAAAGGCAUCACCGUACGAUAUCAGAGACAGGUGGGCAUCGAGACAAAUAUCACCAAUGUCCAAUCACUGGACUGUAUACUGUGCACAAGCGCAUCGGGAGAUGACCGGCAACGAUCGAACAGUCGUAAGACGGCACGGCAACCACCCGCGAGCUCGUUUGAGAGGUUACUGUUCCACUACCGCUGCUUCCAUGGAUAUCUUGAUUGGCAGCUCGGCGAGCGUCUCGAAUCAGAUGACGGCGCUGAGAUUGUUUGUGUGAACAUCAGCGAUAAGGAGAAAGGUGUUGACGCGGACGCCCGGGCACAGGAAAACACACACGAGGGCUACUCGUGGAUUGCUCCUUCACGACCGUUCGACCUGAAAGCAUUUGCUGCUGGUGACGAAAGGUGGAUCGGUGGCGGCCAGCGCGUCAGCGAGCAGAGCAGGCGCAAAGGCCGAUUUGCGCGCCAGGGGGCAACGAGGCCCGAGGAGGUCAUACACACAGUGCCUCCUCGGCUCAGACAGGUACUGGCGGUCGAGGACGUACCAAAUCUACCGGUGUCUCAACCGCGGCAUAGUGUCGUGCCGGACAUCAUGGACGUUACUUUCUACCACAGCAGCUCGAAACUGCCGAUAAAAGCAGGCGAGACAUUACGGCAUGGUGAGGCUGAUGGCGAUGACAACAGACUACUACACAGUCAGCGACGCGACUUGCUUGAUGCUGGCCUAUCUUUCGAAGCCCGAGCGUUUCACAAGGCGUUCAACAAGCAUCUGGAUAUCGAGCAACCCAUUGGGAGAGCCUCGAUCAGAGACACUUCCGUUCGCUUCGUGCGCAAGUAUCGUGAUGCGCACCACAGUGGUGGGUGGCUCGACGAGCUCCAGGCGAAGCUUAUUCAUCUGCGUGAUCAUGGUCUGCUGGACUCGGAUGCUGUGAAGUAUUGUCUGGGCAUCAUGUCGACACGUGGAUCUGCAAAGGCCGAGGCCGACCAUUCGAAUGGUACGCCGAAGCGGGAUGAGUCUCUACCUGGCAAUGGUCAAGCGCGCUCGAACGGAAGAUUUGCCUCGGCGUCUCAAGGCAGCGCAAAAAAGAAGCCUCAUAGAUGGAGUGGCGGCGGAGCUGACAAGGACAUUAUUCAGAGCGGUGUUGGCACUUUGCACUCGUCUUGCGCAACGAAGAAGAGCUCAGGUGCUCUGUACGACGCUGCUAGAGCUGAUGUGCGCAAUGGAUCUGGUGACCUGGACGAUGAUACUAUCAUGGCUGAUGUAGACGACGACGACGACACAGCCGUGGCACGAGGGAUCGCAACAUCCAACGGUGGUCCUUCGGCCAGGAUCCGGGACGACGAGAAGCCUAUCAAGCGUCGACGAGUGUGCGCGUGUGGACCAUCGUCUGUGACAAUCCUCACUGCGCUCGUGGUGACUUCCAUCUGGCUUGCCUUGAUCUUGAGCAGCGAGUGGCAGGGUGGAGAUGCGUAG
Messenger RNA from Recurvomyces mirabilis, 2253 nucleotides. RefSeq lists its product as uncharacterized. Lineage: Eukaryota; Fungi; Ascomycota; Dothideomycetes; Mycosphaerellales; Teratosphaeriaceae. The transcript has 2 exons. The coding region runs from base 1 to 2253 and encodes 750 amino acids. The record is from RefSeq and is a predicted model, not a curated record.